AAUACUUGACCCAAUCCCAAACCUCGUGCAUAUAUAUACACAACAGCGCAAUCUCAAAACCCUAGUUAUCGUCUCGGCCCGCUUCUCUUACCCCAAAAGGUGAAAUAUGGCUCCGAAACAGCCCAACACUGGACUCUUUGUGGGUCUCAACAAAGGACACAUUGUAACGAAGAAGGAGUUGGCACCUCGUCCGUCUGAUAGGAAAGGAAAAACUAGCAAAAGAACCCACUUUGUGAGAAACCUGAUCCGGGAAGUUGCUGGUUUUGCUCCGUAUGAGAAGAGGAUUACUGAGCUGCUCAAAGUUGGAAAAGAUAAGCGUGCUUUGAAAGUGGCCAAGAGAAAGUUGGGCACUCACAAGAGAGCAAAGAAGAAGAGAGAGGAGAUGUCCAAUGUUCUCCGUAAGAUGAGGGCUGGUGGUGGUACUGAGAAAAAGAAGUGAGGAGUAUCAGUGGAUCCUACUUUGCAGUUAUACCAAGCUAAUAGCAGCUGAUAAUUUUCUUUAGUUUGUAUUUUUGUUGUCACAGUUAAAUUCUGUCGAAGAAAUUUAAGACUGGUUUUAGACGGCGUGUUAUGCAAUUUAUCAUGCGAAACUAUGUUGCGCAAUUCUAAAGUGUCGAUUUAGUUUUUGUUUUUGCU
Molecule: messenger RNA, 636 nt
Organism: Daucus carota subsp. sativus
Lineage: Eukaryota; Viridiplantae; Streptophyta; Magnoliopsida; Apiales; Apiaceae
Product: large ribosomal subunit protein eL36y
Exons: 4
Coding region: 107-439 (110 amino acids)
Biological process (GO): cytoplasmic translation
Cellular component (GO): ribosome; cytosolic large ribosomal subunit
Molecular function (GO): structural constituent of ribosome
Source: RefSeq, a predicted model, not a curated record